Messenger RNA from Trachymyrmex septentrionalis, 665 nucleotides. RefSeq names its product cuticle protein 16.5-like. Bases 84 to 365 code for a protein of 93 amino acids. The transcript has a single exon. Lineage: Eukaryota; Metazoa; Arthropoda; Insecta; Hymenoptera; Formicidae. The record is from RefSeq and is a predicted model, not a curated record.
UCGGUAUCAGAAUCGAGUGGUAAGAACUCGGGUAAUCUUCGCAAGAGAGAGUCUUUCAGCGACUACCUCCGCUUCGUGUCGUCAUGUACAAGUGCGCCGCUCUUCUCGCCCUGCUCGUCGCCUGCGUCGCCGCGGCGCCCGCACCCGGCUACCUGGCGUCCGCGCCCGCUGUCGCGUACUCGGCGCAUCCCGCGCCCAUCGUCCACGGCGUCCACGCGGCUGCUCCGCUCGCUUACGCCGCUCAUGCAGCUCCGAUCACCUACGCCGCUCACGCGGCACCGCUGGCCUACUCCGCUCCGCUCGCGUACACCGCGCACAACGCGCACCUCGCCUACGCCGCACCUGCUGUCAGCUACAUCCAUUAGUUCCGAGGAGGUGGGCCAUGAUGUAAGAACGUACAGGUCUUCUCGUAUCACUGCGCAUAGUGGCGAUAGCAAUAUACUGGGAACAACGACACACCCCCAAAUCAUAUUUGGAUCCUCCAAAUUCAUACUGCGCAUCUUCGGGACCGAUACACCUUGUCUUCUUACAUCGUGAGAUGAACCUGCAGGACUUGUAGAACACGACGAGGCCCAAUCUUUUUAUUUCCCGAGCGACAAUUGUUGUCUGGAUAUCUUUUUUUCUCGACAGAGAGAGAGAGAGAGAGAGAGAGAGAGAGAGAGAGA